AUGGCCUCGCUCUACCCCAUGGCCUCGCUCUACGUCGGGGACCUACACCCCGACGUGACCCAGGCGAUGCUCUACGAGAAGUUCAGCCCAGCCGGGCCGAUUCUCUCCAUCCGGGUUUGCAGAGACCUGAUCACGCAUCGCUCCUUGGGCUACGGGUAUGUGAACUUCCAGCAGCCGGCGGACGCCGAGCGUGCUCUGGACGCCAUGAAUUUUGAUAUUAUUAAGGGCAGGCCAGUUCGCAUUAUGUGGUCUCAGCGUGAUCCAUCACUUCGCAGAAGUGGAGUAGGCAACAUAUUCAUUAAAAAUUUGGACAAAUCCAUUGAUAAUAGGGCACUGUAUGAAAUAUUUUCUGCUUUCGGUAACAUCCUUUCAUGUAAGGUGGUUUGUGACGAAAAUGGUUCCAAGGGCUAUGGAUUUGUACACUUUGAGACACAGCAUGCAGCCAGAAGAGCUAUUGAAAAUAUGAAUGGGAUGUUUCUAAAUGAUCUUCAAGUAUAUGUUGGACGAUUUAAGUCUCGUAAAGAAAGAGAAGCAGAACUCGGAGCUAAGGCAAAAGAGUUCACUAAUGUUUACAUAAAGAAUUUUGGAGAAGAUAUGGAUGAUGAGCGCCUUGAGGGGCUCUUUGGCAAGUUUGGACCUGCCUUAAGUGUGAAAGUAAUGACUGAUGAGAGUGGAAAAUCCAAAGGGUUUGGAUUUGUAAGCUUUGAAAGGCAUGAAUGUGCACAGAAAGCUGUGGAUGAGAUGAAUGGAAAAGAGCUCAAUGGAAAACAAAUAUAUGUUGGUCGAGCUCAGAAAAAAGUGGAACGGGAGACAGAACUUAAGCGCAAAUUUGAACAGAUGAAGCAAGAUAGGAUCACUAGAUACCAGGAUCUUAACCUUUAUGUGAAAAAUCUUGAUGAUACUAUUGAUGAUGAGCGUCUCCGGAAAGAGUUUUCUCCAUUUGGUACAAUCACUAGUGCAAAGGUCAUGAUGGAAGGUGGUCACAGCAAAGGGUUUGGCUUUGUAUGUUUCUCUGCCCCAGAAGAAGCCACUAAAGCUGUUGCAGAAAUGAACGGUAGAAUGAUGGCCACCAAGCCACUGUAUGUCGCUUUAGCCCAGCGCAAAGAAGAGCGCCAGGUUCACCUCACUAACCAGUAUAUGCAGAGAACGGGAAGUGUACGAGCUGUGCCCAUCCCCAGUAUGGACCCCUACCAGCCAGCACCUCCUUCACAUUCCUUCAUGGCAGUUAUCCCACAGCCUCAGAACCGUGCUUCAUACGAUCCUCCUAGCCAAAUUGCGCAACUAAAACCAAGUCCUUGCCAGACUGCUCAGGGUGCCAGACCCCAUCCAUUCCAGAAUAUGCCCUAUGCUGUCUGCCCAGCCGCUCCUAGACCACCAUUUAGUACUAUGAGACCAGCUUCUUCACAGGUUCCACGAGUCAUGCCAACACAGCCUGCUGCUAACACAUCAACACGGAGAACGGGUCCACAUCUUGCAGCUGCUGCUACUGCAGCUACUCCUACUGUCUGCACCGUUCCACAGUACAAACAUGCUGCAGGAGUCGGCAAUCCUCGGCAACGUCUUAAUGCACAGCCACAAGUUACCAUGCAACAGCCUGCCAUUCACGUACAAGGUCAGAAACCUUUGACCACUUCCAUGUUGGCAAAUGCCUCUCCUCAAGAGCAAAAGCAAAUGUUGGGUGAUCGGCUGUUUCCUCUUAUUCAAGCCAUGCACCCUACUCUUGCUGGCAAAAUCACUGGCAUGUUGUUGGAGAUUGAUAAUUCCGAACUUCUUCAUAUGCUUGAGUCUCCAGAGUCCUUCCAUUCUAAGGUUGAUGAAGCAGUAGCUUUACUACAAGCCCACCAAGCUGAAGUGGCAGCCCAGAAAGCAAUUUACAGUGCCACCAAUUUUCCACUGGUUUAA
Messenger RNA from Nycticebus coucang (slow loris), 1902 nucleotides. RefSeq names its product polyadenylate-binding protein 1-like. The record is from RefSeq and is a predicted model, not a curated record. The coding region runs from base 1 to 1902 and encodes 633 amino acids. The transcript has a single exon. NCBI's taxonomy places the organism in Eukaryota, Metazoa, Chordata, Mammalia, Primates, Lorisidae. Gene Ontology annotation, cellular component: ribonucleoprotein complex. Gene Ontology annotation, molecular function: RNA binding.